Molecule: messenger RNA, 3108 nt
Organism: Malassezia pachydermatis
Lineage: Eukaryota; Fungi; Basidiomycota; Malasseziomycetes; Malasseziales; Malasseziaceae
Exons: 1
Coding region: 1-3108 (1035 amino acids)
Biological process (GO): endosome organization; organelle fusion; vacuole organization
Cellular component (GO): HOPS complex; endosome
Molecular function (GO): protein-macromolecule adaptor activity
Source: RefSeq, a predicted model, not a curated record
AUGUCCCUUGCUUCAGGCUACGAACAGCCUCAUGCGGCAUCGCUCUUAGCUGCCGAAUCAGGCGACAUGGGCAUGCCGGAGGCCAGUACGCAGUCCACUACAGCCUCCACGCCCCUCUUCCAGGUAGGGCGAGUACAGUACGCUUGCCCAGCGCCGCUAGGCUGCGUGGCCGCCGCGUCCAACGUCUUGAUCCUUGUCAUGGAACCUGCAGCGGACGGCAUGCCCAUUCAGUUGCUGUACUUAGACCUCAACGAUCCAACACGGGCAGCUGACGCUACUGUGCCAGGUGUGCAGACGUUGGAACACGUACGUAUCUUUGCGCAUCCAUCAGCGCAGCACAUACUUGUAUGCACAGAUACACAUACAUGGUACUGGACUCCAUCGUGGCCACACGCACGAUUGCUUCCACGACUCCAAGGCGUACCGAUUACCGCUGUAGCCUGGACGACUUCGCCGACCUUACCCACGAUGCCAGCCUUCUUAGCUGGCACAGCUCGUGGCGAUGUGAUUGAAGUGCAUUUGCACAUCAGUACACCGCCUGCGCGUCGCGACUUACUAGACCGCUGGGCGCGCAAGUCGGCCGGCGCUCAUGACGCGCCAUUGGAGCGAGGCAUUUACCGAUUGUUUACCCUUGAUGAUACGCAUCCUAUUACAGGUAUAGCACUGGAGACCCAGGGCCCACAUACUUUGAUUGUUAUGGCUACUGCAACCCGACUCUAUGAAUUUCUGGGACCCACGCAGCCUUUUUCAGAGUCGGCACCCCAUUGGGACCCUAUUUUUGCUCCGUACCGCGGCACGGCGUUGCCGCAUGUCAAGACAGAGCUCCCUCCUGGACCUGCGAGCCUAGCAACAGCCAUCCCACCUCCUCAUUUACCUCACGCGCCUACACGCGUCCUAAGCUGGCUCACAGGGACCGGCGUAUACGAUGCUACCAUGGACGCUGCGCAUGGCGUAGAGCACGCGGAUGUACUGCCCUACCCUACAGACGAAGAUACAUCUCCACUUUACGUGGGUCGUACACCCUUGCACAUUGUGCUUGUAUAUUCUGAUGCCCUUGUAUGCUUGGAUGCGCUCUCCCAUGAGGAGGUGUAUCGUACGUCGCUCCCUCUGCAAGCGAAAGAGCGCGUACGUGGCGUAGCAAUGGACCCUGCUACAGGCACUUGUUGGCUGUAUACGUCUCAAAGUCUCUUUGAACUGGUGGUUGAAAAGGAAUCACGGCAUACAUGGCAAUGGCUCCUUACACAGCAUGAAUACGAGGCUGCGCUGGCAUUUUGCCACGAUGAGCCUAGUCGUGCCCAUGUCUACGCGGCGCAAGGUCAGGCAUACCUGGCCAAAGGCGAUGCUAUGGCAGCUGUGACGUGCUUCUUGAAGGCACAUGCCCCGUCCUUUGAGCAGGUCACAGUCUCGCUCAUUGAAGCACAAGCAUGGGAAGCGCUGCGUACGUACGUGCUGAAACGUUUGGACGAUACACCGGUGACUGCCAACGUCUCGCGACUCAUGCUGGCUACAUGGCUUCUUGAACUGUACUUGCGUGCCAUGGAUGCUGAAGAUACCACUUCCGCGACGUACAAUGCGCUGCAUGCGGAAGCUACACAUGUUUUGCAGACGUACGCUUCGGCACUAGAUCCGUCAACGACAUAUGCUCUGCUGGCACGACAGGGCCGUAUGGAUUUAUGGACGACUUUUGCGCAGACGCAGCGGAAUACGCAGCAAGUGGUCGAGCGGUGGAUCCAGGCAGGGAAGUGGGAACGGGCCUUGGAAGCGCUGAGUGCACAAUCCGAUCCAGACCUCUACUACGAAUUUGCUGCCGUGCUGAUGCGCCACGCGCCCCAAGCUACCGUUACGUAUUGGAAGCGAUGUACGUCGUUAGACGUAGCCCGCCUCCUUCCCGCGCUUUUGCAACACCGGCCUUUGCCGAAAGAGCCCGAUUACGCGUUAGAGUACUUGCGCUAUACCAUUGACGAGUGUGGCUCUAUGGAUCGCACAGCACAUGCCAUGCGUUUGACGCGUUUGGUGGAGCGACCGAAUGAUCGCGCUGCGCUGCUCACCUUUGUCGAGAGGGCCUCGCCAGAGGCCCUCGAUCUGUCCCUGGCGCUUCGGACGUGCGUACAGGCACAGUGCCAAGAAGCCUGUGUACGACUCUAUGCGCGAAUGGAGCAAUUUGAGCUAGCUGUACAUCUAGCCCUCGAGGCGAACGAUGUGGAUUUAGCGUGUGCGUGUGCCGACUUGGUGACACAGGACGAAGCACUACGUCGGGAAUUGUGGCUCCAAUGUGCGCAGCAUGCAAUUCAGGCCAAGCCACAUAUGCAUGAAGCGAUGCAAUUCUUGCGGCGAACCGAUUUGCUGACUGUUGAGGAUAUUCUUCCGCUCUUCCCAGACUUUACUGUGAUUGACGACUUUAAAGCGGAAAUCUGUGCGACACUCGAAGAGUAUGUGGCCAAGAUCGACACGUUGAAAGAGAAAAUGGACAAUACCACAGCUACAGCUGCGAGUAUACAGGCGGAUAUUCAGCAGCUAUCGAAACGUGCUAUUGAUAUUGAUACCGAGCAGCCCUGCAUGGAAUGCAGUACACCUCUUCUUCAGCGCUCGAUGUACGUGUUUGGAUGCCGACAUGGCUUUCAUGCCGAUUGCCUCACUACCAAAGUCACACAGCACCUGCCGCCACGACGUUUACGUCGCUUACUGCAGUUGCAAGAUGAACUGGGUACGCUUACGUCGCAGCGCCAAGAAGCACAAACACAGUCUACGCCUACCAAGUCUACUACGGCAUCGAAGCUGCCGUUGGGUGCGUCGUUGGAGCGUAUGCGCGAGCAUGUACGCCCCCAGGCCAUUGUCGAUGCCAUUACGGCGAGCUGGCAUGCGAGUGUCGAUACUUCGCGACGUGUAUGGAUGCAGCAAGCGCCUGUUAUGAAGGAAACACAGUCGGCUACAGAGGUAACAUCGAGACCCGCUACGUCUGAUACGUAUGCGCAGCUGGAUGCGGUGCGCAAUGAAAUGAAUACCAUCGUGGCAGGGACAUGCCCUGUUUGCGCAUGGAGUGUACAACAAGUGGGCAAGCCCUUUACAGACGAACAUCAGGACAAUGAUGACACUGAUUGGCUCUUGUAG